Molecule: messenger RNA, 2272 nt
Organism: Fopius arisanus
Lineage: Eukaryota; Metazoa; Arthropoda; Insecta; Hymenoptera; Braconidae
Gene: Prps
Product: phosphoribosyl pyrophosphate synthetase
Exons: 7
Coding region: 114-1280 (388 amino acids)
Biological process (GO): 5-phosphoribose 1-diphosphate biosynthetic process; purine nucleotide biosynthetic process; ribonucleoside monophosphate biosynthetic process
Cellular component (GO): ribose phosphate diphosphokinase complex; cytoplasm
Molecular function (GO): magnesium ion binding; ATP binding; ribose phosphate diphosphokinase activity
Source: RefSeq, a predicted model, not a curated record
CUAGUGUCUUGUUUCCUCUGUUGUUUUGAGGCUAGUCUCUCUCCAGUUGAUCAAAAAAAAGUGCGAUGAACAUUCCGUUCCACUAUUAAUAACCAAUAUAAAAUAAUCUAACAAUGGAACAACAGGGAUCAUCAAGUACCUCCAGCACUGACAAUGAUGCCACAUCGGAAGUGAUGCCCGUGUCCCAGCCAGUACGUGCCAAGAGUUUGUUACGAGCAAACUUGGAGAAAUCACGCGGAGUAUUACAGAGCAGAAUGCCGAAUAUCAAGGUCUUCAGUGGUACAUCACAUCCGGAUCUGGCGCAGAGGAUAGUGGACAGACUCGGCAUUGACACUGGAAAAGUUGUCACUAAAAAAUUCAGCAACCUAGAGACAUGUGUGGAGAUAGGCGAGUCAGUGAGAGGAGAAGACGUCUACAUUGUACAGAGUGGAAGUGGAGAGGUGAAUGACAAUCUGAUGGAGCUCCUCAUAAUGAUAAAUGCCUGUAAAAUAGCAUCAGCAUCGCGUGUCACAGCCGUCAUCCCCUGCUUCCCCUAUGCCAGACAGGACAAGAAGGACAAGGGAGGUGAUGGUACCGAGAAGAAAGGCGCGAAAACAGUUGUCAUGAAGUCAAACGAGUGGAAAUUCAGGAGUCGUGCACCGAUAUCAGCGAAACUCGUGGCUAACAUGCUCUCAGUGGCUGGGGCCGAUCACAUUAUCACGAUGGAUCUUCAUGCCAGUCAGAUACAAGGAUUUUUUGAUAUUCCUGUUGAUAAUUUAUUCGCUGAACCAGCUGUUCUAAAGUGGAUCAAAGAGAACAUUGCAGAGUGGCGAAAUAGUAUCAUCGUUUCACCAGAUGCUGGCGGAGCGAAAAGAGUAACAUCGAUUGCUGAUCGAUUGAAUGUUGAAUUCGCCCUCAUUCACAAGGAGAGGAAGAAAGCCAAUGAGGUAGCUAGUAUGGUUCUCGUUGGUGACGUUAAAGACAGAGUUGCAAUUCUCGUGGACGAUAUGGCAGACACCUGUGGAACGAUCUGUCAUGCUGCUGAGAAAUUACUCGAAGCCGGAGCCACCAAAGUCUAUGCUAUUCUCACUCAUGGUAUCUUCAGUGGUCCAGCCAUCAGUAGGAUUAAUAAUGCUUGCUUCGAGGCUGUAGUUGUCACCAACACUAUCCCUCAAGAUGGACACAUGAAGGACUGCCCCAAAAUUCAGUGCAUCGACGUCUCGAUGAUGUUCGCUGAGGCAGUAAGAAGAACUCACAAUGGUGAAUCCGUAUCGUACCUGUUUUCAAACGUACCCUAUUGAGGCAACUCAUAUGACCCUCAGCAUUAUGUAAGACAACUAAAAUUGUAAUCGUAUGUUUAGCGGUUCAAUUGUUAUUCGCAGUUUAGGAUAAAAGUUAAGAAAAUUGCCCGAGUAAGCAUGACAUAAGAACAUAAUUAAAGAAAUGAUUCAUAAUACGAACAAGAUAAAAGAAAACGGUUCCUUUGAAAUAAUGUGAUGCGCCUCGGAUUCACCGAGACGACACACAUUUUUUUCUUGUUUCUGUUUACAUUAGAUCGAUUCGGCAACACGGUCCGAUAUCGAGGUCAGCCAUUAUAUAUUUUCCUCUUAGGAAUAAGCUAUAGACUUUCGAAGAAAUUGGCAGAUGCAGGAGAUUACAUGGAGUAAUAAUAAAUUCAAUAGCAAUGAUUUGAAAUCAAUUACAAUUUUCAUAGCUUCGGGUGAAUGGAAAAAAGCGUUAAAUUCGGAGGAAAGUCUUUUUCUUAUGAAAAUAUACACGUCCAAGUGGCCCUAAAUUCUUCUGAUGAAUACGAUUUAAAAUAAUUCCUUAAAAACUGAACAUAAAUCAUGUGAUUAUAACUUGGGACUUUGGCUCCCAAAACGAAUAGAUUCAUCAUGGAAGAUUGAUUUCACUGAUAAACAAAUUUAUUUACAUCAGCCUGUAUAGUUAGCAUAUCGUUUCGUGCAUUUUCACAUCCUAUUUGGAACGUCAAUGACAUCAAUAUUAAUAUGACAAAUGAUAAAUUAUCUCGGAUUUGAUAUUAAAGAAAUGGAAAUUGUAAUAAUAUGAAUGAUGAUGGGGAAACAUAAUGCGUGAGGAUCUCUCAGAGAUAUCCAGAAAUGAAGAGCGGGUCUCAGGCAAUUGGGUAGACAAGACGACCAAGAAAACGUUAUGAUUGUUUCCCUGUUAAUUUAUUAUACGGUAUAAAGUACAAAAAGCGAAUAUGCGUUAUGGAGUCCGAGAUUACAGUUGGUCGCAAUACGAUCUUAAAAUAAAACUGAAAUAAAAUAGA